AUGAGAAGCUAGUGACAGCAUCCAAAGUGAAUCAUCUAAAAAGAGAUUUAAAUCAUCAAAAGAAGCAAUUAAAGUAACACUCCUGUUGUGGAUGGAUGCAACCGAGCUCUACUGAUUUAGAUGGAGUUCUUCUAACAGAAUUCUCCUUGUUCAACCUAGAGACUAGCAAUUAGUUCAAAAGAACCACAGAGGAUGAACAAGAGGAAGAGAUUAGAGGAGCAAGGGUUUUUUAUCUUCCCCGGAAAUCCAACUCAUUUCAGUGGCUCAUUCCGAGAGAACAUUGAAACCUUACUUAAGUUUGGGCAUCUUGAAGCUUUACUUGGACAUGGAGAUCAACUGCAGUGCCAUUCAUUUCAAUUCCAACUCCAUCAGCAUAGUACUAAACUUCUUGUCUUGGAAGAGGAUGUCAAAGAGCCAGACUCUCAAAGAUGUCAUUAUUGUCAUUUUGCCGGUUGGGGCCACCACAUCAUUUGUAGCAAGAGGUUUCACUUUGUGUUGCCUCCAUCAGCAGCACUUCAAGCUAUAAGCCAUCAUGUUGCUAGAGACUGGCUAAAGAAAGAUAAAUCAGGGUCGAUGAAACCAUCGAAGACAAAUUGCAUCUUGAUGCAUGGAGUCAUGCACUCGAAUGGUUUUGGACACUUGGUAGAGAUCAAUAAUGGCUUUCAAGGUGGUUCUCAUUUCAUUUCCGGCCGCCAAAUUAUGGACUUGUGGGACACGAUUUGCUCAGCUUUGCAAGUUAGAAAGGUGAGCUUGAUUGACAUUGCGAUGAAGGGGGAAAUGGAGCUGAGAUUAGUCCAUGGUAUCGCUUAUGGUGAGCCCUGGUUUGGUAGGUGGGGAUACAAAUUUGGCUGUGGAAGCUAUGGUGCCACUACCCAAGAGGUUUACCGGCAUUCUCUACAAGUGAUACGGGACCUUCCUCUUUGUUGCCUCUUGAGUCAUCAUUUGAUCUCGUCCAUUAUCAUAAAAUAUCAGUCGUUCUCUGAGCAGAUCCUGUCAACUCUGAGCGAUCUGUUCAGGUUCAUGAUUGGUUUGCAGUGCUCAAGUAUUACAAGUGCAAAGACACGCCUUGCUCCAAAAUGUGCUCAACAUGCCAUGGAUUACUACUGCCAAGAGGCCAUGACCAAAACUCCACCGUGCCGAUGGUCUGGAAAAAGAGUCGCAAUGGCAGCGCGAGUGAUUGUUGAAAAGCUCAAGAACUCUGAGCUCCAAUGGGUCACUAGGCAGGCGAUCAGAGAUGCAGCCCGGGCAUAUGUGGGCGACACUGGCUUGCUAGACUAUGUUCUGAAAACACUGGGAGAUCGAGUUUUUGCAGGUUACAUUGUGCGCCGCAAGGUGAAUCCGAUCACCCGAUUGCUCGAGUACUGUGUGGAGGACAUCUCGAGGACGAGGGACCAGUGUGAGAACAGAUUCCAAGUGCGGAUCAUGAGAGACUUGUUGUGCUUGUACAGAUGCAUACUGAGCACGAUUCCGAAAGAAGUGAAAGUGGUUCUGAAUGCCAAGCAGCUGGUCAAAGACUUCAAAGGUGAAUUGCGAGCUGAAUAUUUGAUUGUGGGAGAUGUAAAACACCAUAUUGAAGGGGAGAUUCGUGAAGGCGACAAUGUUUUUAGCAUUGUGGAUUCUGACACAUUUGUGGUUAAAGAAUUCGAAUUUGAAUCGCGGACUGAAGAUUUGGUCGUGGAAGAUGAAACAAGCAAUAUUAAAGUGGAGAUUCAUGAAUGCAACAAUGAGAUAAGCCUUGUGGGUUGUGACAUGAUUAUGAUGGAAGCGCGAAGCGUUCUUGAUGCGAAGUGCUUGGUCAAAGACAAUGAAGUAGACUUGCAAAUCAAAGAUUUGGUCGUGGGAGAUGAAAAAGGAAAUAUUGAUGAGAUCAACGUUGUGAAUUGGGGUGGGUGUUGUGUGAAGGACGGAGAACGGACGAUAUGCUGCAACAUUUGCGAAGUUUGGGAGCACACGAGGUGUGUGGGAAUCGCUGACGAGGAAGAAGCUCCCAGUGUGUUCAUUUGUGGCAGAUGCGAGAAAGAAAUGCUCACAUGGCAAAGCCUACAAGUGAUGCUAUGAAGCUGCAAGUGUUCAUUCGUAUAGAUUGAGAUGCAAAUCUAGCUAUCAUUUGGGUAUCAACUCAGCUUCGUCUUUGGGAAUGAACAUGGUCAUUAGCAUAGAUGGACUAUAUGAUGGACCAAGAAUAUUUAUAAAAAAAAGGAAUGAAAAGGAGGAUUCAAUA
Molecule: messenger RNA, 2221 nt
Organism: Zingiber officinale
Lineage: Eukaryota; Viridiplantae; Streptophyta; Magnoliopsida; Zingiberales; Zingiberaceae
Product: PHD finger protein PERSISTENT TAPETAL CELL 1-like
Exons: 6
Coding region: 193-2058 (621 amino acids)
Source: RefSeq, a predicted model, not a curated record